Messenger RNA from Mycotypha africana, 1446 nucleotides. Its product is annotated as acyl-CoA N-acyltransferase. Gene Ontology annotation, molecular function: glycylpeptide N-tetradecanoyltransferase activity. The transcript is spliced from 7 exons. Gene Ontology annotation, biological process: N-terminal peptidyl-glycine N-myristoylation. The coding region runs from base 1 to 1446 and encodes 481 amino acids. Lineage: Eukaryota; Fungi; Mucoromycota; Mucoromycetes; Mucorales; Mycotyphaceae. Gene Ontology annotation, cellular component: cytoplasm. The record is from RefSeq and is a predicted model, not a curated record.
AUGAGUAACGGCAGAGAACCAACAGAGAAAGAAAUUCAAGAUCUUGCCAAGAAAGUUGACAAGCUUGUUUCCAGUAAAAAAGUCAAGCAACUCUUAAAGGACCCUCAAUCGGUGGCAGCAAGCAGCAGCAGCGGCAAUAAACCCAAUGAAGUUGCUAAACUUGCACAAUUGAAGCAAAUGAUGGAAAACCUUGCCCUUUUAGAGCAAGCAGGUAGAAUUAAAACCACUGGCAGGAAAGAUAUUGGCGAUCAUCAAUUUUGGAAGACGCAACCUGUUCCUAGACACGAUGAGGAAAUAGUUGAAACUGGGGCAAUCGAGCCUGACACACCAGAGGAUCAAAUCAGAAAAGAGCCUCUCCCUUUACCUAAAGAGUUUGAAUGGUGUGAAAUUGAUAUGCAAAAUGAAGCAGAGGUCAAAGAUUUGUAUGAAUUAUUGAAUCUAAAUUAUGUUGAAGACGAUGACGCCCAAUUUCGGUUUGAUUAUCCUGCAGAGUUCUUGAAGUGGGCUUUAUUACCUCCCCAUUGGAGAAAAUCAUGGUUGGUGGGUGUCCGCGUUGCAGCCAAUAAGAAGCUUGUUGCGUUUAUCAGCGGUGUUCCUGUUACAAUGAGAACAUAUGAUGCCGUAAAGAAAAUGACAGAGAUCAACUUUUUAUGCGUUCAUAAAAAGCUCAGAUCGAAAAGAUUAGCACCUGUUCUUAUCAAGGAAAUUACUCGUAGAAGUCAUAUAGAGGGUAUCUUCCAGGCUGUUUAUACUGCUGGCGUCGUUCUUCCAAAGCCUGUUUCCACUUGCCGUUACUACCACAGAUCCUUAAACCCCAAGAAAUUGGUUGAAUGCAAUUUCUCUCGUGUUCCGCCAAGAUCCACCUUAUCUCGUAUGAUCAAGAAUUAUAAGUUACCUGAAAAUACGAGCACAGCUGGUUUAAGAGAAAUGCGUGAAGAGGAUGUGCCUUGCGUUAGAGAUUUGUUGAACAAAUAUUUGAAACGAUUCGAUAUUGCACCUGUUUUUGAAACAGAUGAAGACGUGAAGCAUUGGAUCUUGCCUCAUGAAAAAGUCGUUUGGAGUUAUGUAGUAGAGAAUCCUGAUACGAAGAAGAUCACAGAUAUGUUCUCUUUCUAUUCACUUCCUAGUACAGUGAUUGGUAACCCGAAGCAUUCAACUUUGAACGCUGCUUAUAUGUUCUACUAUGCUAUGGAUUUAGACGAUAAUCUUGAUGAAGAAGCAAAGAAUAAAUUCAUUAAGAAGAGAUUGAACGAUUUAAUUAAUGAUGCUUUGAUUUUGGCCAAGAAAGCGGAUUUCGAUGUAGUCAACACUCUCGAUUUAAUGGAUAAUGCCAAGUUUGUCGAGGAACAGAAAUUCGGUAAUGGCGAUGGUUAUCUAAACUACUAUCUGUAUAAUUGGAAAUGUCCCGACGUCACUAGAAACAAGGUUGGAUUAGUGAUGUUGUAG